Molecule: messenger RNA, 1092 nt
Organism: Penicillium coprophilum
Lineage: Eukaryota; Fungi; Ascomycota; Eurotiomycetes; Eurotiales; Aspergillaceae
Product: protein N-lysine methyltransferase family protein
Exons: 2
Coding region: 1-1092 (363 amino acids)
Source: RefSeq, a predicted model, not a curated record
AUGGUGUACUAUGUUCGAUUCCUGAAAACACCCAGGAUCCAGCAGCAGAAAGGGUCCCCCUACCUCUCCGCCCUUAUCUGCAUCACCACUGAUCUAGGCGAUUCUUUUUUCGCCGAAGAUGUUGAUUUGAAGGUGAUAGUCCGCAACCAUUCUUCUCAUGUUUUGAUUGAGAAAAAAGCGAAAUGGAACGCCAGUGAUCGAGAACUUGCUAUUACCCUGGGACCUCUCCCAUCCAAUCUGGUUCAGCAGUCUAUGGUGUUGACGGUUCAAGUGCCAAACCCACCAGGGUACUCUAUACCCCAGUAUCCCCCCAUACCAUUAGUGGUUGGCGCAACAAGUGCCUCAUUUGGGCCUCAGUCCACUCCAGCGGAGAAGCUGGUUCAACGGCAGAUCCAAUAUAGUGGCCGUGAAAAAGUUCCCAUACAAAUAUGGGAAGAGACAGGGAAUAGCAUUGCUCGGCACAUAUGGGAUGCGGGGCUCGCAACAGUUACAUAUCUUCACAUGAUAUGUGAUAAUGUAAAGAAGUCGGCCCGUAAUGACAGCAAGAAAGGCACUGAGCCUCAAAUACCAGCUUUGGAACGUGUCCUAUCCAUCAACCGCGAUGAGCCUCUUCAGGUAGUUGAGCUGGGGGCCGGAUGUGGAAUAGUAGGAAUUUCAUUGGCAACAAUGCUUCCUAACUGUUCGGUCAUCCUCACGGACCUCCCAGAGGUUGAGGACAUAGUAACACGCAAUAUUAAUGCCACCCAACUCGCAACUAUGUCCAGUCUUCACUAUCAAAACCUUGACUGGGAUGACCCACCGGAUGAGCUUUGCUCCCGACCCAUUGAGCUCAUUCUUGUCUCCGAUUGUACAUACAAUGCAGACAGCUUGCCAGCGCUAGUCUCUACACUCGAUCGAUUGGUUCGGACCUCCCCGCUGGCAAUUAUCUUGGUGGCUUUGAAGAGACGCCAUGACAGCGAAACGGUAUUUUUUGACUUGAUGACGUCGGCGGGUUUUACGGCGGUGCAGGACAGCAUUGAAAUUCCCUCUCAAUACGACGAGGUGGACGAGAUUGAGUUUUACUGCUACAGUCGACUGACUGGGGGAAGAUAG